Molecule: messenger RNA, 1362 nt
Organism: Blepharisma stoltei
Lineage: Eukaryota; Ciliophora; Heterotrichea; Heterotrichida; Blepharismidae
Source: the annotation of a GenBank genome assembly
AUGAAUAAAGUCCAAACCAUAAUUUUAAAGUCGAAUUUCCGAUUUAAAAGAAAUUUUUCGGAAAAUUGAUGAAAUCCUCGAAAAUGAGCUGGAUAUAUUAAGCAUGAGUCAAAAAAGGUUUGGCAAGGCUGCAAACUUUUAUAUCAUGACGGCAAAUAUAUGAUAAAAACAAAAUACCGCCUAACAUUCUAUGAAGAUACCUGGACCAUUCAUGAUUCAAGAAUCAUAUCAAGGGUCACACCAGACCUAUUAAAGAUGAUCCCUUUCAGCUUUUUCAUUAUUAUCCCUGGUGCUGAGCUGACUUUGCCCUUUUUCUUAUUUAUUUUCCCAAAUAUGAUCCCCUCGCCCUUUUUAAGCAAAACCAAAGAAGAUGAGCAUUGAAAAAAUAUUAUAGCAAAACGAAAAGUUUAUGCAAAUAAACUUCAUAGAUAUUUGAUCGAAAAAAGCAAAGAAAUCAAAGACUUGAAGUAUAAAACGUUUAAGGAAAAGCUUAUUUAUAGGCCGAAUUCUAUGAAAAUUGAAGAUUUAGUUAUGAAUCACCAAUUAUUUUUGAAGGAUUUUAACUUUGGAAAUAUGAAUGCAGAAGAGCUAAAAUCUGUUUGCCGGUUCCUCGGAAUGGAGCCUUGGACUGGAUUUAAGUCUAUUAGUAAACUAGUUUUAUUCCCUUUAUCAAAGUUAUUCAGUUAUAUAGGCCUUGAAAUUCCAAGCACUUGAAACCCUACCACUUUUCCUUUUAACCAAAUCCAAAGGAACAUAGUUAUGUAUCAGCUUAGAAAUUAUUUAUCACAAAAGCGAGGAGAAGAUAUGCUCCUUUUAGCAGAAGAUAUUGAUUUCAUUGAAUACCCCUUACUUAUUGCUUGCUGCCAAGAGCGCGGGAUUGAUACUGAGUUUCUCUCAGACACCGACAUGAGAAAUUGCCUAAAAGAAUGAAUUUAUUAUUCCGCUUACCCACUCACAAAAGGUCCAGUAAAAAGUGAAAUUUUGGUAUUUUCUGUAGCCUUAAAAUAUUUAGAAGAUGGGUAUGAUAUUGGAGAAUUCUUUGAAGAAGAAAAGCCUGAAGAGAUAGAAGACUCUAUUAAUGCUGCAUAUCAAGAAACGAUGGAAAGAAUAUUGCAUUAUGAUAAACGAAAAAUUCUGGAAUUGUUGGAAUUGGCAGAAAAUACGAGUGUGGAACAAAUGAGCGAGAGCCAGAGGAAUCAUAUUAGAGAAAAGCUGACUGAGGUAGUUGAAGAAAAUCUGUUUUAUGAUGAGCAAGAUAGGAUCAAAAGAGUACUUAAGAAGAUUGAGAAUGCAUUGAAUAGGCCUGGAGAGAUUAUUGAAGGUCCAGAAAAAUCAGAAAAUAAUAAAAAACCACUUAAUUAA